This is a messenger RNA of Plodia interpunctella (Indianmeal moth), 985 nucleotides long. RefSeq lists its product as uncharacterized. Lineage: Eukaryota; Metazoa; Arthropoda; Insecta; Lepidoptera; Pyralidae. The transcript has 5 exons. The record is from RefSeq and is a predicted model, not a curated record. Bases 79 to 852 code for a protein of 257 amino acids.
UUAUAUAAAUCCGAAACCAUGAACUAGACUGGAUAUUUCGUAUAAGUUACUGGUAGGUGAGACUUCAUAAAAAUCAAUAUGAUUACAAAAACUAUAUUUCUGUUGAGUUUAGUUUGUUUCAGUAAAUGUGCCUUCAUUGACACUUUAAAAAAAUGUCAUAUCCAAAACGAUGACGCUUGCUGUAAGAUCAACUUAUUGAAAAUAUUGAAGGUUUUAAGCAAGACUGGUCUCCCCGAAUAUGACAUUCCACCUCUAGACCCUCUCCACCUCACGAAUGUGUCGAUUUCUAUCUUGAACGUGUUGGAUCUCACUUUUAUCGACGGUAUCGUAAAAGGAUUUAAAAAUUGCAUUGUGAAUGAGCACGAAAUAAAUUUUGAGACAAAACGCGGCCAUUUGGACCUCAAUUGUGACGUCACAGCCAAAGGCCGGUACAAAGCGUCGUCAUCAGGGGAUAUUGUGAUGAGUUUGUUUGGAGAAGAAUCUAUUCACGGCGAUGGCAAUGGGAAGGUGAAAAUAGAAAAAUUACAUAUCUCAUUUGAUUUCCCCUUUACACUGGAAAAUCGAAAUGGCGAAAUUUACAUGAUAGACAAAUCGGACAAACUAAAUUAUAAAUAUGAAAUCCUGGGGAACAUGCAGUUUGCAGCAGAUGGCCUAUACUUAGGGAAUGUUGAGUCAAGCAAAAUUAUCACAGAUUUCUUGAACCAGAAUUGGGAGCCAUUGUUCGAUACCUUCGGCAGCGACAUCAUGGAUAGAGCUGUGGAGAUCGUGCAUCAGUUUAUGAUGAAUUUCUAUAAAAACGUGCCUACAAGAUAUUUCAUUGUGGAAGAUUUGACGCCAUUUGUGGGCAAUUAGUGUGUUAAAAAUUGUAGUUUGUCCUAACAUUGUGGGAAUUUAUUUUUAAGUUAGAUUAAGCUCGUAUUUUAGAAAUUUUCAAAUAAAGUAUCUAUAACUUUAAAUAUUUAUAAAUAAAUAUUGAUAAAACUUU